Ficedula albicollis (Collared flycatcher) is the source of this 1484-nucleotide messenger RNA. Its product is annotated as GRAM domain-containing protein 2-like. The transcript is spliced from 11 exons. NCBI's taxonomy places the organism in Eukaryota, Metazoa, Chordata, Aves, Passeriformes, Muscicapidae. The record is from RefSeq and is a predicted model, not a curated record. Bases 155 to 1207 code for a protein of 350 amino acids.
AGGAGGAGGAAGAGAAGGAGGAGGCAGCAGCGGAGCAGGAGCAGCGCUGGAAGGAGUGGGAGCGGGACAGCUCCGACGGGACGGGGGAGCCCGGCUGUGCCUCCAGCAGGAAUAGACCGUCCCCACAACCUGCCGCCUGUCGGACUCAUCCCUCAUGCCGGGGAAGCUGAGGCGCGGCAGGCGGGAGGUGCUGGGGGAGAAGCAGUGGCGGAGCCUGGAGGAGAGGGGAAGUGCCCAGCUGGAGCAGCCCAAGCUCACCAGAUCCAGGACCUAUGAGUCCUCCUGCAAGGAGGCAGAGCAGGCGGCCACGGGCAGGCAGGGACCCCCAUCCCCCUCGCUGAGCAAGCAGGACAGCAGCUACCGCCGGGCCUUUGGGGAGCUCGCCGAGCAGGACGUGCUGCUGGGCUGCUUCUCAUGCGCCUGGCAGAGAGAGAUGCCCUACCACGGGCGCCUCUACGUGUCCUCACGCCACAUCUGCUUCCACUCCAACCUCCUGCUCAAGGACAUCAAGGCUGUGGUCCCUGUCACCUCCAUCUCAGCCCUCAAAAAGACCAACACGGCGCUGCUGGUGCCCAACGCAGUCAGCAUUCGCACGGCCAAGGGGGAGAAGUUCCUCUUUGUGUCGUUGCGCCAGCGAGAGGCCACGUACCAGCUCCUGAGGUCGGUCUGCAAACACCUGCAGGUACGCAGGGAUGGAUGGGGAUGGGGGCUCCAUCCAUCCAUUGCAGGGCACCUCCCUUCAUCUCUCCUUGUCCAGGACAGCGGCCAGAGCCCUCGAGACCUAUUGAGCAAUGGGGAAACCCCUAGGAAGUCUCAGUCGGACCUGGAAGAGAGCACCCCGGAGCCCAACAGCCUCCAUGAAUCCCUGGAUGAGCCAAACCCCAGAUCGAGUCAAGCGGAGGACAAGGAUGACGAGGUGGCCCUGCUGGUUCCCAGCAGCAGCGAACGGGUGCCCUCAUCAGAGACACGUGGCCUCUGGGGGGGACCCCAUACCGUGCUCUGGGCCAGAGCCACUGCACUUUGGUCCCGGCUAAAACCCCAGCUGAGCCUUGUCAACAUCAUCAUCCUCAUCUACCUGCUGCUCAUGGUGGCCUUGCUGCUGUCCUCGGGGUACAUCGGUCUGCGCAUCGCGGAGCUGGAGCAGCAGCUGGCGUUCGCGGGGGCUUGGCCAGACCUCAACCUGUCACAGCAGUACAAGACAACGUGAGGCCACUGAGGACCAUGACCAGAGCUCCAGCCAGGGGUUCAGGGGCUGCUGAGCCCUUCCUUGGCCUCUCAGGGGGUGCUCUGUCACCAAGUGCCUUCCAGCCCCCCGCAUGUCCUGGGAAGUCCACGUGUGCUGGGAGGCUCCAUCUCACUGCCCCGCGUCUGCCCAGCAGAGGAGACCCAGGGAGCUCCCAGCAGGGCACAGAGCUGGAGUCAGCACCAACCCCCACCCAGCCCUCCCUGCUGAAGGGGGGAGGAAGAGGGGGCCAAGCCCCAGG